Messenger RNA from Xyrichtys novacula (pearly razorfish), 7164 nucleotides. The record is from the annotation of a GenBank genome assembly. NCBI's taxonomy places the organism in Eukaryota, Metazoa, Chordata, Actinopteri, Labriformes, Labridae.
GGGAUGAAGGUAGCUUCAGUGGGGUGAACAUGUAUGCUUUUGUAUGCCCAUAGUUUGGUAAAUAGUUCUUUCAAUUAAAGGGGGACUUUGAAGAUUUUCACCAGUACUUGAUCAUCUGAGUUAAAUCUAUGUUAUAAAAAAGUUCAACUGUAGUCAAGUUUUCUGUUGUAGAGAAAUAAAGUGAAUGUGAUGAGUCUGCACAGGCGCUGUAAUACGUUUUAACAUUGUUUAAUAACAAAACACAAAGCUGCUCUACACUCUGUGGAAGAGGCAUUUUACUCAGGAUUUGCUGAUCCACUUGUUUAGACUUUUAUUACUGGUGUGGAGUAUGUGGAUGUAGAAAUUCAGAAGAGUGAGGCUGAAGCUGUCACUUGUUGCAUAUGGUGCAUCAUGGCACACGUUACACUGCCACAGGGAACCGAGUUUUCACCUCCAGCUCCAACCCCCUGGAGCAUAUAGGAGAUAUGUUCCUUUUUAUUCCUUUUUUCUUUUAUUUACAUAAAAUUUCGUCAUUUUGCGUGAUAUUCCGCAUUUAUAUUGAAUUCCGUUUUUAAUGUCCAAUUCCGUGAUUCCUUCCGAUUUUAUAGGGCCCUACAUUAAAAUGUGUGGAUGUUUCAUCCUGAACAAAAUUCUAACUAAAGGGCAUAUUAGUACAGAGACUUGAGACUAUAACAAAAUAGCUGCCAAAAUUCACACUGGAUUGGAGUGUUAACUGAAACUUAGCUCUCUGAUGACCUGUGUCAGAUAAAUGAAACCCUGAAUGACAGUCAAACAGUUUGUUGUGUUUUCGUCUCAUUAGAUUGAUCUGAAUUUGUUUGUUUGUUUAAAGUAGCUCAUUAUGUCUGUGCUUCAUCACCAUCCUGUGGUGAACUGGAAUUUUGCUCUUCUUUGCUGCUCUGAAACAGUAGUUGUGUCUGGCAGACGGUGUUCAUUGUAGUUUUAAAAGUGACUGUUUAACAGAGAAAGUGGCUGGUUUACAAAGACAGUUUUUUGUGUGUUUUUUGGCCUAUUUUACCUGUUGUAAUAUUUUCUAGAGUACUCUUAAGUGGCAGAUCUCAUGUAGAAGGCUGUAUCCGGGAGCCUUUCUGAUAUCAGAACAACUCUGAUCCAAAUGUUGUUUGUGUUUAACUCCCUUUUGGGACCAAGAAACUACAACAUUUAGUGUUAAAAAGGUGCAAACGUGUAACAUUUUCCAUCAUAAAAACCAAAGUGUAACAGGAGAGGAAAUUCUGCUUUAUAGAGUCUUUGUAGGUUUUGUGUUUUUUUUUUUUUAGGCCACCUACCUGCACUGACAGUAAAGUUCGAAGAAUGCAGAUGCAGUUUGAUUCUACAACUUCCAAGUGCCUUUCAAACUGUGGCAGAGUAAUAAAUCAUCAGCCUUUGUGGGUGUACAUGUGGCCUGUCUGCUGCUGCUGCUGCUGCUGCUGCUGCUGCUGUUACAGGGAAAGUUUUCGGUCAGGUCUAGACUGGCUCUGUAAUACAGUACAUACCAGCAGAUCAGCUGUGAGCAGAUCCUGGGUUCAUUUAUAGCCGUGGCCUUGUGUCCCUGCAUGUCUGCCUGGCAACUCCUCGCUCUGCUGCUCCAACUCCUCCAGCUCACCCACCUCUCAGACACUUUGGCCCCGUUACACUCUCAUGUCUAAUUACUAGAUACGCAGCAGUCUGGGGAAUUUAAAUGUAGGACAUUCUUUAUGUAGCUGAAAAGGUGGGUGGGAGUUUCCUCCACCUCUAACCGUUUGUCUUCUCUUCUCUGCAGCUCCCCGGGGCUCCUAUUAAUGAAGAAAGUGGGCAACAUGUGGAGCAACCUGAAGAGCAAAUGUCAGACUCUGUUUCACACCAGCAACUCAGGACCCGGCGAGAGCAAGGCGGAUGCCGAUGCCGUCCACUGCGUGCUCGAUCUUGGCCAAGGCGGCUCGGAUGAGGCUCAGGCACCAGAGGUCCCCAGCCCGUCCCGUAGCCUCCUGCCAGUUCCUAUGGUAACAGCAGGACGCCGCCAUCACAACUGUGUGUCGGACAUCCCUCAGAUAGUCGAGAUCACUAUCGACAAGGACACUGAGGAUGUGCGGGGAGGAUCAGGGGGCGUUCCUCUCGCUCGCAGGGACUCUUAUUCCCGUCAUGCUCCAUGGGGGGGGAAGAAAAAACAUUCAUGUUCCACAAAGACCCAGAGUUCGCUGGAGGCGGACAGGCGGUCAGGACGUUUACGGGGUAGCGGGAAUCGCAGGGACCGGCGUUAUGGGGUAGGCUCAAUUCAGGAAAUGAGUGACUCUGUUUCUGGCGGGCGCAGUCUAAACGCCCGCUCUCUGCGCCAGCGGCUGAGUGAAACAGUCGGGCUAUGCCUACCUCUGCCCCCUCGCAGACGCUCCCGCUCGGCCAAGAACCCCGUCACUUCCAAACGUAAGAUCCACCUCACAGAGCUGAUGUUGGAGACCUGCCCCUUCCCACCGGGGUCAGACCUUGCACACAAGUGGCACCUGAUCAAGCAGCACACGGCGCCGGUCAGCCCGCAUUCCUCCACCGCCCUGCUCGAUGCCUUUGACCCCGCCCACCCAUCGCCCGAGGACGAAGAGGAGCGUCUGCGGGAGCGCCGCAGACUCAGCAUCGAGGAAGGUGUGGACCCCCCACCCAACGCACAGAUCCACACCCUGGAGGCCUCAGUGCCGGGCUCCUCUCUUUACAAACUGGGACCAAAGAUGGCUCCUGGCAUAGGGGAGGCCUCCGGGGAGGUCCGGGCCUCAGGGUCUGCCAGCUCUACAGGUGCUGGAUCAUCAGGGGCUUGUGGGUCCGUGUUGGGGGCCGCAGCGUCGUCCCAGGACUGUGACUCUGAGGAGGACUCGACCACCCUCUGUCUGCAGUCCAGGAGGCCCAAACAGAGGCACGCCUCAGGGGACGGACAUCUGAGCCGACAGCAGCCUGGACCCUGGAAGGUCCACACCCAGAUAGACUAUAUCCACUGCCUGGUGCCAGACUUGUGGCAGAUCACAGCGCUGCCCUGCUACUGGGGAGUGAUGGACCGCUAUGAGGCCGAGGCGCUGCUGGACGGACGGCCAGAGGGCACCUUUCUGCUGCGCGACUCGGCCCAGGAGGUCUACCUCUUCUCCGUUAGCUUCCGCCGUUACAACCGUUCGCUGCACGCCCGCAUCGAGCAGUGGAACCACAACUUCAGCUUCGACGCUCACGACCCGUGCGUUUUCCACUCUUCCACCGUCACAGGACUGCUGGAGCACUACAAAGACCCCAGCGCCUGCAUGUUUUUUGAACCGCUGCUCACAGCGCCACUCAAUCGGACUUUUCCUUUCGGCCUGCAGCACCUGGCUCGGGCUGCUAUCUGCCGCUGGACCACUUAUGACGGUAUAGGCUCUCUGCCUCUGCCCCCUGCUCUGCAGGACUUCCUCAAGGAGUAUCACUAUAAACAGAAAGUACGAGUCCGCUGGCUGGAGAGGGAACCGCCACUCAAGGUCAAAUAGGGUGGGCUUCUAGGUGCCUGCACACACGCUGCAGGAGGAUUACACAUCCUGAGGAGUUCCUCAUUAGAGCUGUAGAGACAUUACUCUCUGUCUGGUGGGGGAUGAGAUCUAAAUGUAACAAGCUAUACAAGAUUCAUUCUAAUCUUUGUUUUAGUUAUUACUUACAUCACAGAAAAUACAUAUGAUUAUAUUCAGUAUAACGCUGUCUGGCAAGCACAUGUUUUUGUGUUGAACAGGUUGUUUUGACAGGGAAGGGAGGCACAAAUAUCAGAGCUUUGUGUCUCGACUCUCCUUCUUUGUGCUAAGUGUCUGCCUGAUCCCACCACAUCAUCACCCGCCUGUACACCUGCCUGCAUGCCUCCCUCUUCAUCCCAAACUGCCAUUAAGGCCCACACGGCUAUUGUACAGUUCCCUCCGUGCUUUCCCCCCCCUUUUUUCUUUCCUCCUGAGUUUGUCGAAGCACCGAGCGGAGCACCUUCACAGGAGGUGCGCGUGGGUUGAGAGGGCAUCUGGAGGUGCCGUCGAUGUUAUUGCAGUCACAGCUUGUCCCAUGGAUAGAGCUGCACACUUUUGCCAUCUCUUUGCACACAUGCAGCUGAGACGACAGAUUCAGAGGGAUCAGGACAUCAGGGAAAUGAAGUGCUUUGUAAGGGCUAAUGAUUGGUCCUUGAACAUGAGUUCCUCUUUUUUGAGCAGUAAUGUGACAGGUGAUCGAUCAGUUUACCGUGUUUGAUUUAGAGGGCAAGCCAAACGUCAACUUUAUUUCCUACUGUGUGGUGUUAUCUCUAGACAGGGAGGGGAAGUGAGUGACACUCACAGGGACAUUUGAGCAGCCUGGUGCCUUUUUCUAAAACACAUCUCCCUUUAACCGGUAUCUGUAGACUCAUUUGAUACACAAAAGCUUGGACUGUAGGAACCCCAGCCACAAUUUAUUGAGUUGUCUGUUAAUAGUUGAGUCUAUUAAAUGUCCAAAAAAGCUGUGAAAAAUGCUCACCUCAAUGUCCAGCUAACAAUCCAAAACCAGAAGAUUCUCCAUUCAGCCUUAAGUGACACAGAAAAGUAGAAACGCCUCAUAGUAAAACACCACAAAAGGUGAGUGAUAGAUAAUUCUACCUGUAUAACAGCGAAAAUAAUCAACUAAUGAUCCAAAAAGUUCCAAUAGUUGUCUCUCAAAAACGUAUAUUUCAAAAGAUGCAGCUCUGGUUUGAUUUUUUUAACCGUUCUGAAGUCAUGAAACAUUUCUUUCUGCCUCUCAGUAUUUUCAUCUGCCUCCAAAUACUGAUUUGGAGGUCCGAGAUGUAACAUAUCAUAGAAAUUAACUUCUGACCUCCCCUGAUUUAACACUUGUUCUAAAUAAAAAUCACAUUUAUUCCUGGAAGAAAAAAACUCAUCAGCUAUGGCGAGAAAGGAACCUGACAUUUAGUUUGCCUGCAUUUCCAGGUAAAGGUGCUACUUUGAUUCCUUCAGUCUCAGUCAGGAAAUCCUAAUCCUGGUGCGGGACACUUGACAUCUGAAUUCUUAGAGCUCUGUGUGAACAAAGCCCUCACUGCCCAUUUCUAUAGUGGUAGUUAGAGCGUCAACUCAAGCUUACACUCACUUGAGUUAUGUAAUCUGACUGGUGUGUGUGUGUGUGCGUGCGUGUGUUAAUGUGCAGGGCUGCGAUAUGAAAGACCCCAAGUCUGCUCACUUUUUGUCAGUUGAAUCUAUACUCUUGUUUCAUUUGAGCAUCGCAGGCGAUCAACUUGACCAACUUAAUCCUGAACUGCUCACAAAGUUGGAGCCAGUUAAUCCCAAGAAGCGUUUACUUUCCAACAUAACAGUGAACACCAGAAGAAAACUUUGAACGGCCCUGGAUGAGGGGGGUUUUAUGCGUGAAAUGAGGGUCCCUCAGUGUUCUCCAGCAGGACUUUUGGGGCUUCUAGCUGAGGCAAUGCAUACUAAUAAAACAGCUCAAGUUUAACCUACAUCUAAUCCUGUUGAAUAAUACUCCUGAUUUAGAUAAUGGGACAUGAAAAGUAAAACUCAAACAUGCAUCUGACAAACAUCAAACUAACGUAAAUCCAAAAAAGAAAAGUAAAGAGAAAAAAAACGCUUUACUGGAGGAUAAAAAUCCAAGUAUGAUUCAACUGACAAAAUCUGCGCCCUGCACAGCCCAGCAGCUUAUCGAGAAACAGGAGAAAAUAAGCUAAACUUUGGUGCUUUUUCAAGAAAAACAUUCAUUCUGUUUCGGUGUGUAGUCUACAGCUGAAGCAGAAGGUGCUUAUAACCCCAUCAGUGAGACAAAUAGACUAUAAAGAGGAACCUCUUGGCUCAGUCACUGAUGGUACAAAUAAAAGUUUCUGUUCCUAAUGAAAUGUGCUGGUGCUAUGAUGGGUUAGUAACAUUUUCAGGUGUAUAUUAGAUCCACCUGUUGGCCGCAUUAUGGCCAGUGUGCUUCAUUAGAUUCAUGGUCAGUUUCUUCUCAGCCCUUGAGUACAACAUUUCAGAGUGAGGUCAAAAAUGCUGUUCCUGCUUUCCAGUUAAAACUUUCAGCAGACUUAAUGUAUGCAUGUAGAAUACACAUACAGAGUGGGCACUGUCAAAAAAAAAAGAAAAAAGGGACAGAUUUCAUAAAUGCUACAAACAGGCGUUUUUAUUUCUUUCAUUUGAAAAUAUCUCAUACUGAUUUCUGCGGAUGUUUACUUUGAAAAAAAAAAAACCUUUUUGCUACUUUUAAAUAGGUGCUUGUGAAUAAAUAUAACUAGCAGAGAAUAAUGGUGCCCUUCAACACUUGGAGAAAAUACUAAAUUGUUAAGUUUGCAGUCGAAAAAGUUGUAAAACUAAAAAUUAAGCUGAAACAGGAAGAAGAUUAUGAUCACAGCAGUUUCAUCUCAAAUUAGGUCCUCUCAGUUAGAAUGAAUCAUGGUCAUGAGUCUGAGCAGUAUAAAGCUCAAUAAAGCUUCAUGUUAAGGUCAGACUGCUCUUUUUGCUGACCCUGUUUGUCACAUGAAAGAUGAAACCAUGAAUGUUUUUAUUAGCUGGGUAGCGGAUGUUCAAAGCGGACUGGUGUGAGAACUAAAAGGUGCUCUAUCUCCAUCUCUGUCCCAAAGUGAUUGGGGAAUCAAACAUUUCUGGUGCUCAGAUGCCCAAAAGGUGACCUGUCACCUGCAUUUGCUCUCCAAAACCUUGAAGACAGCUGGUUUGUUUUAGCUUCUUGUUAGCGUUGUGUAAAGGAGAGGGAGUGUGAGACAGUCGGGGAAUAAAGUUGACGUUUGAUUUGCUUUUUUUGCACUUUUGUGUGUCAGGAUUUCAAUCAAACUAUACAUGUAUUUACACCAUCUGGCUCACUGUCACCUGUCUAUCAUGCUGCUGCCUAGCAACAGUAUACACCUGUAUUCAAUGCCCCACCCCUCUCACAGGCUCUCAUCACUGGGUAGUUUUACCCAUAAUUGCUUAUAUAUUUCCACUGCUGCCACAUCCCGAACACGAGGAGGUGAACUGAGGCCUGUCUGUCCAGAUCUAUUAGAGCGAUGUUAACACCCAGGAGGAGGAGGAGGAGGAGGAGCACUGAGAGCUUACUGUUACUGCAUUAACAGCACGCUCACAGAAAGGGGCGAGGGGUUUGUUGAAGUAAAAAGCACUUUAAUUGUGAACUUGUGUUCUAUGGUGCAGUGUGAGAGUAUCAGGGCAGUGAUUUCUGAUGUUACGGCUCCUUUUUUCA